Ipomoea triloba (trilobed morning glory) is the source of this 1221-nucleotide messenger RNA. RefSeq lists its product as uncharacterized. NCBI's taxonomy places the organism in Eukaryota, Viridiplantae, Streptophyta, Magnoliopsida, Solanales, Convolvulaceae. The record is from RefSeq and is a predicted model, not a curated record. The coding region runs from base 1 to 1221 and encodes 406 amino acids. The transcript is spliced from 3 exons.
AUGGCUACUCAGUGUCGAUCUCAGGCUCCUCUUGCUGGUCUAGCUGCUCAGGUAUGUCCUACUGAUCCGACUUGCUACUCUCAGGCAGUAAAACACUCAGAGUGGCGUGAGGCGAUGGAUCAAGAGUUUAAUGCCCUCCUUCAGAAUCAGACUUGGUGUUUGGUCCCUUCGACUCCUUCUAUGAAUGUCAUUGGUUGUAAGUGGGUUUUUCGUACCAAGCGCAAGGCUGAUGGCUCGAUUGAGAGGCAACUUGAUGUGCACAAUGCCUUUCUGAAUGGUAGUUUGUCUGAGACUGUUUAUAUGUGUCAACCACCUGGUUAUGCUGAUUCUCAGUAUCCUGACCAUGUCUGCUUAUUGAGACGCUCUUUUUUUAUGUUCAUACUGGUGUAUGUUGAUGAUAUCUUUGUUAUGGGGAGUAGUCAGGGCCUAGUGGAUUCAUUGUUGGCUAAAUUAUCUACUACAUUUAAGAUACGAGAUCUUGGGAAGCCAGGGUUCUUUCUUGGUGUUGAGACGAUGCAGUGUGGCGCUGAUUUACUGCUCUCUCAGCAGCGUUAUAUGAAUGACAUCUUGAAACGUGCAGGCAUGUCUGAUUGCAAGCCUUUGUCUACUCCUAUCUCUUUAACUAGGGCCUCUACAUUGCAAGCAGAUCCCUAUGAUGAUCCUACCCGGUACAAGAGUCCUUCUUGGGCUCUGCAGUAUCUUACAGUUACUCGCCCAGAUCUCUCCUUUACGGUCAAUCUACUGUGUCAGCAUAUGCAUGCACCUAGGGUUCAGCAAUGGGAGCAGCUAAAACGAGUUCUGCGGUAUGUCAAAGGUACUCUCCUAUUUGGGCUUUGUGUUCGGUCGUCCUCUUCUAGGGAACUGCAUGCCUUUUCUGACUCUGACUGGGCUGGCUGCCCUAAGGAUCGUAAGUCCACAAGUGGAUUCGUUGUGUUUCUUGGGUCCAACCUCGUCUCCUGGGUCUGUAAGAAGCAGAGGACAGUUGCUAUGUCUUCUACUGAAUCUGAAUACAAGGCCCUUGCAGAUGUAUGUGUUGAGGUCACAUGGAUUUUGUCUCUCUUGCGUGAGCUUCGCAUUACUGGUGUCUCGGUUCCCAAAUUAUGGUGUGAAAACCUUGGUGCCACCUAUAUGUGUGCCAAUCCAAUCUUUCAUGCUCGCACUAAGCAUGUAGAGAUUGAUUAUCACUUUGUUCGAGAUAAGGUGGCUGAUGGUGAGAUUUAG